AUGAUUGUUUGGCUCCAACUCCCAGGUCUACCGAUCCAUCUCUACCACAAAGAAGUUUUAACGUCUAUUGGAAACCUGAUUGGGCGUACCAUCAAGCUCGAUUACCACACAUUGAAUCAGCGAAGAGCCAAAUUCGCACGCCUUGCUGUGGAAAUUGACCUGGGAAAGCCCCUGAUUCCUCGAGUUCACAUCGACGGGGAAUGGCAGAAGGUUGAAUACGAAAACCUUCCAGAGGUGUGA
Messenger RNA from Linum tenue, 240 nucleotides. NCBI's taxonomy places the organism in Eukaryota, Viridiplantae, Streptophyta, Magnoliopsida, Malpighiales, Linaceae. The record is from the annotation of a GenBank genome assembly.